This is a messenger RNA of Scleropages formosus (Asian bonytongue), 1674 nucleotides long. Its product is annotated as acidic mammalian chitinase-like. Lineage: Eukaryota; Metazoa; Chordata; Actinopteri; Osteoglossiformes; Osteoglossidae. Bases 74 to 1489 code for a protein of 471 amino acids. The record is from RefSeq and is a predicted model, not a curated record. Gene Ontology annotation, molecular function: hydrolase activity, hydrolyzing O-glycosyl compounds; chitin binding. The transcript is spliced from 12 exons. Gene Ontology annotation, cellular component: extracellular region. Gene Ontology annotation, biological process: carbohydrate metabolic process.
CUGGACUCUACCUCAGAAACAUAUGAUAUGAGUGACAAAGAGAGGACAUCUGUGUCAGGUCACUGAAAGCACAAUGACUAAGCUCACUCUCUUAGCAGGCAUGUGCCUGGUGUUGUGCCAGUUGGGUUCUGCUGCAGAAUUAGGGUGUUACUUCACAAACUGGUCCCAGUACCGACCUGGAACUGGGAAGUACCUUCCUGCCAAUGUAGACCCCUUUCUAUGUACCCACCUCCUCUAUGCAUUUGCCAUGAUCAACCAUGCAAAUGAGCUGGUCACAUACGAAUGGAAUGAUGAGACUCUCUACAAAGGCUUUAAUGAUCUAAAGAACAAAAACCCCCAUCUAAAAACUCUUUUAGCUGUUGGUGGAUGGAACUUUGGUUCAUACCAGUUCUCCAUCAUGGUGUCUACACCAGCCAAUCGUCAAAAGUUCAUCCAGUCAUCCAUCAAUUUUCUGCGUAUGUAUGGCUUUGAUGGGCUGGACCUGGACUGGGAAUACCCUGGCUCUCGUGGGAGCCCCCCUGAGGACAAACAGAGAUUCACACUGCUGUGCAAGGAGCUUUUGGAGGCCUACGAAGCCGAGAGCAAAGAGACCGGACGUCCUAGAUUGAUGGUUACAGCUGCAGUGCCUGCUGGAAAAGGGACAAUCGAUGCUGGUUAUGAAAUUUCUGAAGUUGCAAAGUACCUGGACUUUAUCAAUGUGAUGACAUACGACUUUCACGGAACAUGGGAGACCUUCACUGGGCACAACAGUCCCCUGUACCAGGGUGCCCAGGACCAUGGAGAUCUCAUCUACUUCAACACUGAUUAUGCUAUGAGGUACUGGAGGGACAAUGGCACCCCUGUGGAAAAACUCAGGAUGGGAUUUGCCACAUACGGUCGCACAUUCCGCCUCACCUCAUCAUCUAGUGGAGUUGGUGAUCCAGCCAGUGGUCCAGCAUCAGCUGGCCCAUACACUCGAGAAGCUGGAUUCUGGUCCUACUAUGAGAUCUGCACUUUCCUCCAUGGAACAACCAUUGAAUGGAUUCCAGAUCAGAUGGUGCCAUAUGCAACUAAAGGAAAUGAGUGGGUGGGAUUUGACACAAAAGAGAGCUUUGAAAUCAAGGUCUCCUACCUGAACGAAAAGAACUUUGGAGGAGCAUUUGUCUGGGCUCUGGACCUUGAUGACUUUGCUGGACAGUUUUGUGAACAAGGAAACUAUCCUCUUAUAGGCCACCUGCACAAGCUUCUUGAGAUUGAGUUUCCUUCUAUGCCACCUCCCACCACCCCAAAGCCUGGCGUAACCAAUACCAAGACCACUACCACCACCACCACCACAACUACAACCCAUGAGCCUGGCACCGGUUUUUGUGCUGGCAAACCAGAUGGCAUAUACCCUCAUGAAGAGAAUCCUAUGUACUUCUAUGACUGUGCAGGAGGUAAAACCUACCUCAGGAAUUGUGGUCCUGGGACAGUUUUCAGUGACAGCUGCAAGUGCUGUUCUUGGCCAUAAAUCAAGACACUGCUCUUAACACCAAAUAAAGAUCAUCCCAAACCCAGUUCAUUCUUGAGGGCUAAACACCUGAGAACUAAUUUAAAACUUUUUAGAGGAAAAAAGCAAAAAAGUAUUGAUAUGUAGCAAUAUUUAAUUUUAAGUAUAUGUGAAACUCUAAGCUCUUUAAUUAUUUGCAAAGCACA